This is a messenger RNA of Pangasianodon hypophthalmus (striped catfish), 4798 nucleotides long. Its product is annotated as aquaporin-10. Bases 1081 to 4614 code for a protein of 1177 amino acids. Gene Ontology annotation, cellular component: plasma membrane; basolateral plasma membrane. NCBI's taxonomy places the organism in Eukaryota, Metazoa, Chordata, Actinopteri, Siluriformes, Pangasiidae. Gene Ontology annotation, biological process: glycerol transmembrane transport; water transport. The transcript is spliced from 8 exons. The record is from RefSeq and is a predicted model, not a curated record. Gene Ontology annotation, molecular function: urea transmembrane transporter activity; glycerol channel activity; water channel activity.
UAAAAUGCUUGGUUGAUUGGUCUGUCAUUCAUGUGUCAAAUGUACAGUGAAAAUAUGUGUAAGUAUGUGUGUGUGUGUGUGCAUGUGUGUGUAUGUGUUUCCAUGCCCCAUGAGAGCAGGUGAACCUGUAAUCCAACACGCACCUGUUCUCUCACUAUACUGACUGUGUAAAGUCACACAGGCUAUCUCACCACUCUUUCUCUUCACCCUGAUCAACUAUCAAUCAAUUACACAUCUACUCCUUUCCUAAUCCGCAUUUGCUUUUUUCACAGCUCACUUUAUUUUUCAGUCAAUCAUGUUUGUCAUCUUUACCUGCUGGGGUGUUGGCUCCUUUGAAUGGUUGCACAAAAACACACCUCGUUUUAUAUUCUUGCCUCCCUCCCUGUCUGCUCCUACUGUGUUUCUGCUUCAACAAUACGAAACUCUGGACCUGUAUUUUCUCAGCUGAUCACAAGGACUUUGGAUUAUUGGAGUAUCUGAAAAAGCCAGUUGCAGAAAGAGGCAGAGAGCCAAAAGAUCAGCCAGUGAAACCUGCAGAACACAACACAACAUUCUGUAGAAGAAAAAGAAGCAAAGAAGCAUACUCGGGCUGAAAAAAAUUUCCUGGAAAAAAAAACAGAAGAAAGCUUGUCCUGGGAAAAAAAACAGAAGAAAACAAAGUGUCCUUACAAAUGAACAGCUAACUUCCAACAUGAGCAAAUAUAAACAAUUCUGAGUACUAAGGACACAAAGGGAGCUGACUUUUUUGGUCUGUAUUUGUUAUAUAUGGUUUGUACUUUGCUGGACAUUUUAUUACUUUUACCCGAACAUUACGGCACUGCUGAAAAGCCACACCUGCACCCUGACAAAAAAUCUUUUUUUUGUUUAUGGAUUACUUAAAAAGAAUGCCAUGUCGACACUUGGACACCUUUGAUCACACUGUGCAGGUUGAAUUACAUAGCUGACAACCUACCCACAUUCGGUAUGGACAUGCAAAGCCAUUUAUGUGACAAAAAUAUGAACAUGAAUUGAAGUACUAAAAAGACAAUCACACUGUAAUGCACGCACAGUUCCUCAGUUCCUCAAUCCCUGUUGUAGAAAAUGGAUAUCUCUGUUAGAUCUACUCGUGUGCCUGAAUACUCUGCCUAUCGAUCAGAAUCAGUCCCAAGAGUUGGAAGUAGAGAAUCUUCAAAAUGUUCUGAAGAACAAAACCAAAGUCAGCCAGGCACAGCCCCAACACAGCCUCCUGUUAGGUUCAAAAUCCGCUCUGCUAAAGAAAGACAGCAGUCGCUCACCCAAGUCAGUAGUUUUAAGUGCGGGACAUUUGAAAAUGCAAGCAGAAGCAUCAAAGAUUGUACAGAAGAGAUGCCCAGAGUCCACACCAUUUCACCUACAUCUCCAGAUACUGAUAUGAUUGACAAAAUAAGACCUAGAGCUCUGAAACAGCUCAGCUUGACAAAGAAACCAGAACUGUCCAUUGGCUCUGAGACAAGCAGUGCCACUCAAAAGAAGCCAGAUUGUGUUGAGAGUCCCACCACUAAAGUGAGGGGAAGAACAGAGUGGAGACAAGAAUAUCUGUCAAACAGAAGUAAGAGCUUAGACUGGGGAGGAUCAAAAAGUGAAGGAGGACAAAAGAAUCAAACGGAUGUUAUCAGAAAUACUAAGGAUCUUGAAGGGAGAGCCAUACGACGUUCUGAGAGUUUAGAGAGAAAUGAUGCAUUCAAUAGACCAAACUCAAGUGAACUGGCCCGCCCAUUAAAGAAAAUAUCAUUACAAAUUCAACCAUUCAAAGGAACUGGUCAAAGAAAGCAGGACAGCAAUGGACUUAUCUCCUCAGCAGUACCUGGAACAUCACCUGUGAGAACGGUGGCUCUUGCCCAGUCUUUCCCAUCCAGAGUAAACACAAAUCAAAUCCAGGACAGGACAGAGGAAAGAAAAAGUCCCUGGCAUUCUGGACAUAGUGGUACCAAGCCAGAUCAGGCAGAGCACUAUCUCAGAUCUCAAGUCACUGCAUCAAAGGUCAAUGAGAUCACUGGGAACCACACAAGUCGUAAUGUAUUAGAAGAUAAUAGUGAAGUAAGUUCAGGCGUCUCACUUGGAAUCAUAACCCCUGCCCCUUUUUUUGGUGUCAAUGCUACUGAUUCAAAUUUAAAUAGCAGUAAGCCCACUAACAGUUCAUUGGAUGGAUGCUCAUCCUUUUCUUCUUUCAGUAAAGUGAAGACAGCGUCAUAUAAACCAGAAAAGUGUGGUACCUUCCCAAAAACACCCUUCAAAAAGGAGCAAAUGAAUUUUACUCCCUUGCCAGACACUUCAUUUGUUUUCCCCAAUGGAAAAGAUAACUUGGUUACAAUGUCAACAUGGUCUAAAGAGAAACCCCAAGAUUCAGUAUCUUUGGUGACCAACAAUAGUAUAUAUGAUGAGAGAAGACAGACUUGGCACUCUAUAGGACUAGGAACUCAUUCUUUAGGCAGAACAAGAUACAGACAUUUUACAGCUCCGAUUUCAUAUUCAGCCUAUGGUCUGAGCAAUAGCAAUAGUAACCAAAUAAGCACCAAGAAAGAAAUAGAGAGGCAAGUAGAAAAAACAACUAGUAAUUCAAAACACACAAAAGACAUAGAGACAAUUCCAGGAAAACAACCACAUAGCUCACAGGAAGGAAUAAUUCCUCAGACCAAACCUCAAUCAUCCCAAAGUAUGACAACAGACAGUAAAAAACAUUAUCAUCAAAAACAUGGGGUUGGUUUGGAGUUUGGCUCCACAGGAAAUCCAAGCAAGAAGAGUGAGACCUUGUUAGAGAAAGUCCAAGAACCACCCUUGGAUUGGGUGCGAAACACAAUUCACAAAUUUGAGGCUCUUGCUCUGCAAAGCCAGAGUUUAUCACAGAUUCAGCAUCCCAGAAGGGCUUUGUCAGUUACAGAAAAGCCAAAAGUGGUGGCCAGUGUGAAUAAGACAUAUUCAGAUAGGUCAUUAGGUAUGAGGUGGGGUGACUGGAAUAGAGAGUGCUUGAGAGAGAAUCUUUUUAGUAAGAGUGAUGUCAGCAACGAGGUAGUGAGUAUGCAUGAUCUAAGUGGACCUGUACAGAUCACAACACAAGAUAAAGAAGGAUCAACAGUGAAAACCCAAAGCAGAGGAACUAAAAGUCAGGAGCCUGGAGUUGUGCAGACUUUGAAACUACUGGAUGAAUUUCCAUCUGACCAGAAGUAUGAGGUUACUAAGAAUAAGCACGUGGAUGAGCCAGAUUUCUCUAACGGCAGUAAUCUUAAAUCUUAUCAAAAGCUUAAAAACAUUGAAUUAACUAAAGAAAAAGUUAAGAAUUAUCUCAGUUCUACAAUGUCACACAACUCCAAAAAGUCCAGUGGGAUCACUAAUGUAUCCCACUCUGAUCUUAAGGACUUCUCUCCUAAGCCAGAGAACAAAUGUUCAAAGUCUACAAAAGAUAAAGCAUUUCUAACAUCAGAAAGCUCCCCCAUGUUACCAAAUUCAGAUUCAUCCAUCACAGUAAAGUCAACACAGUUAACAGGCAACAGUGCUCCUUCUAAAUCACCAUCCAAUCUCCUUAGUGACUCAGUAGUAAUUCCUCCUAUCCAAGACUUCUCUUCAGCUACAGGUGAUCUCAGUAAUCCCUACAACACAAUAAAAGAUGAAAAAGUAGCUGCAAAAGUUAUUAGUUGGAUUAUGGAUAAAGCUGUUGAUGAUGAGAAUGGUGAAGAUGAUGACGAUGAUGAAGACAGCGAGGGAACAGAGAGAGAAUAUGACUCUGACUCAGGAGAAUCAUCAGUAACCAUCACAAGCAACAUGAGCAGUAGGAGUUUUUCUAUGAGCCUUGUAGAGCUACGCAGUCUGGGUGGGCUGGACCUUCCACCCUCAGAUGGCAGUGGGUCAAAGGAUGACGAGAACUGGAUGUCCAAGCGUACAGUGUCCAUGAGCUCAGACGUUUCUGCCCUGUCCUCUGUGACACUGCUGGACAUGGACGAGCUGGACUGCUUACUGAAUGAUGUCAGGGGUUUGGAAGAUGAUGCCAUAGAGAACUGUGAGGAUGUGCAUGUGGUUGUCCUACAUAAGGAGGCAGGAAGUGGACUUGGUUUCACUGUGGCUGGAGGAGUGGAUCAGAAUAAACCUGUGACUGUUCACAAGGUGCUACGCAAUGGCAUAGCAGCCCAGGAGGGCUCCAUCCAUGUAGGUGACCAGGUGCUGUCUAUUAAUGGCACUUCUCUACAUAACUCCACCCACAAGGAGGCGCUCUAUACUAUGAGAAAAGCAAGAGGGCGGCCCAUGGCAGUGGUGGUCAUCAGACGAGGUGAUGUCACUGAAACAAGCUACAGUAUCAAAGACAGUCCACAGAAAGCAGCUGUGAACCCAGGCAGCAGAGUGCGAGUGACUUUGAAUAAGUCCAGCUCUGACCUGGGCUUCAGUCUGGAGGGAGGAGUGGGCUCCAGCUUAGGAGACAAACCCCUCACUGUACAGAGGCUCUUCCAGGGUGGACCAGUUGGGAAGGUUUUCCCGGGAGAUGAACUGCUGGAGGUUGAAGGUCAGAGGUUGGAGGGUUUGAGACGGCUUGAAGUCUGGCACCUGAUCAAGAGAUUGCCCUCUGGCCCUGUGGAGGUCUUACUGCAACGUCCUCACCAGCGAUACUGACAGCAUCUCCUUUGUAGCCACUUCAAAUAUGGACUUAAGGGCUGUAUUCAGAUUUGAUUGUUUGGCUGUUCCGCGGCAGCUCAGGUGAAGACGAGCGAUCAGAUGAAGGGGCAAUAUCUGUCAGCCAACCUUAGCUUUGCUGUGGGGGUCAUGUCUGCCAUGUACCUUUGCAUGGGAGUGUCAG